UUGACGCCUGCGGUUGCGGCGGUCACUACCGGGCCGUUGGGGAGGGGCCAGUGGGGGAGUGAGACGGAGCAGUGACAGGACCGCCGAGCGUGCUGCUGAGGCGACGAUGGCGGAGGGGCCGGAGAAAGCUCGAGGCCGCCCUCCCGGGCAGGACGACGGCGGAGGGGACCACGAGCCCGUUCCUUCGCGAAGAGGCCUUCCCGCCGCCGCCCCACGGCCCCGGGACGGGCCGCAGGCCGAACCCCAGGCUCCGGGCCGGCCCCCAGCCCCGGGCCUCGCUCCCCCCGCGGCCGCCGCCGAGGAGUCGGAGCCGCCGCGCGAGCCCGAGAAUGGCAGGGAGGCGGGCUCCGGCUCUGGCUCCGGCCCCGGAGCGGGCCUGCAGGCGCCGGUAGGCUGCGAGGCGCCCGAGGCGGCGGCGCCGCGGGAGAAGCCGGCGCGGCUGAGCGCCCGGGAGUACUCCCGGCAGGUGCACGAGUGGCUGUGGCAGUCCUACUGCGGCUACCUCACCUGGCACAGCGGCCUGGCCGCCUUCCCCGCCUACUGCAGCCCCCAGCCGCCCGCACCCAGCUACCUCGCGGGCGCCGGCGCCGCCGCUGCCCCGGCCGCCGGGCCGCCGCCCCUGCAGCUGGGCUAUUACAACCCCUUCUACUUCCUGAGCGCCGCAGCCGCCGGGCCCGAGCCUCCGGCCUCCGCCGGCCUCACCGCCUCGGCUCCGGUCGCCAGCCCGGGAGCCCGCGCGCCUCACGUGCAGCCGCCGGCCCGGGCAGCCCCAGCGACGAGGGUAGGACCCGCCGCCGCCUCGCGAGCCCCGAGCGAGACCGGGCGGCAGGCAGGUAGAGAGUAUGUUAUUCCAUCCUUGGCCCACAGAUUCAUGGCAGAGAUGGUGGAUUUCUUUAUUCUCUUCUUUAUAAAAGCAACCAUUGUCUUAAGCAUUAUGCACCUCAGUGGAAUAAAGGAUAUCUCUAAGUUUGCUAUGCAUUAUAUAAUAGAAGAAAUAGAUGAAGACACAUCAAUGGAAGACUUGCAGAAAAUGAUGGUUGUGGCGCUUAUAUACAGAUUAUUAGUUUGUUUCUAUGAGAUAAUUUGCAUUUGGGGAGCAGGUGGUGCGACCCCAGGGAAGUUCCUGCUAGGGCUUCGAGUUGUGACAUGUGAUACGUCAGUGCUUAUUGCACCAAGUCGGGUUUUAGUGAUUCCUUCCUCAAAUGUUAGCAUUACAACGUCCACUAUACGAGCUUUGAUCAAGAAUUUUUCUAUUGCUUCUUUUUUCCCUGCUUUCAUCACACUGCUGUUUUUUCAGCAUAAUCGAACAGCCUAUGACAUUGUAGCAGGGACCAUUGUGGUAAAAAGAAAUGGGGUCAGAUGAUGCCCCAAAAAGCCCUGAAUUCCAUACUCUCUGGAAUAAUGACAAGACUAAAUUAUAUAUCAAGGCCAUCAGUAUCCCUGGGUUACAUUAACUGAUGAUUUAGAAAUUAAAGCAGUUGCUCCAGUGUGAUGCAGGUGACUAUGCUGAAAGUAUUGAUUUUACUUGAAUGUCAAAGAACUUCUCCAGAAGAAAAACCUGUUAAGUUCAAGUGUUAAAAUUUUUAGAUUGACCCGAAGGCAAGUGGUGUCAUAAUCAACAAUGGACAGUAUAUACAUAAGAUCUAAGGUAUUUAUUAGAACUUGCUGAGAGCAUUUUCAGCUUUGAAAUCUCCAAACGAAACUUUAACAACCUAUUCUGGUUUAUCCCAAAUGAUGGAAAACGUCCAGCUGUGUUUUGUGCACACACUCACCCUUUAGUAACACUUCCUGAGGCAAUUUUUGUCUUUGCUUUUUGGGGGGAGGGAGUGGGGACAAACAUUUGAUAAGCCACUUAGCGCCCAUCCCAGGAGCGGGUGAGUGAGUUAGCUGCAAGAGAGAGGGGAAAGUGAGGCCGGCGAGCAGUUCCCUGACUUGAAAUUUUAAAAUCUGUACUGCAGUUUACUGCAGGAAUGAUGUAACUUUAUAACUAUGCUUAAUGCCUAAACAUGUAUUUGGGGGCAGAUUUUGCAUGACGAUGAAAAAGUAUUAAGUCAUAUUGCUAUCUUAUCCUUGUUUUUUUUUUUUUUUUAAAGAAAAAGGUAAGUUAGUGAUUGCUUUUA
This is a messenger RNA of Eubalaena glacialis (North Atlantic right whale), 2120 nucleotides long. It is a transcript of the gene FAM8A1, whose product is annotated as family with sequence similarity 8 member A1. Lineage: Eukaryota; Metazoa; Chordata; Mammalia; Artiodactyla; Balaenidae. The transcript has 5 exons. Bases 107 to 1363 code for a protein of 418 amino acids. The record is from RefSeq and is a predicted model, not a curated record.